Messenger RNA from Emiliania huxleyi CCMP1516, 762 nucleotides. RefSeq lists its product as hypothetical. The record is from RefSeq and is a predicted model, not a curated record. The coding region runs from base 1 to 762 and encodes 253 amino acids. The transcript has 2 exons. Lineage: Eukaryota; Haptophyta; Isochrysidales; Noelaerhabdaceae.
AUGCCACUCUACCUCAUUGCUGUCUCUUCCUCGUCUCGCCUCCUCGCGCUAGCCCGUCCCGCUGUCGAACGCCUCUGGCAAGAAGUCCAAUGCGCCUCUACGAGCGUCUCUGCCGUCUGGACGUCUGAGACUGAGCCUGCCAUCUCCGACGCCUUCGCCAUCGAUGCACCCGUCCUCGGAACCUCCGUCCCCGAGGUCUUCGAUGCACUCGACACCACCCUGCUUAAGAUCGUCGACGAGUAUUCCACUCCGACUGGCGACGAUUUCUUGCUCUGGCAUGCCCGCUUGGGCCACUUCAGCAGAGACAGGGUGGUUGGUGCACUCCGCUACAAAGGUUACGCUUUUCGCCCUGGCAGUGAUCGUUGCAUCUGCGACGCGUGUCUCCUCAAUCGUCGCCGCAAGGGCCAUCCGAGUCACCCAACCAACCGUCGCGUCUACACGUACUUUGGUGAGCGAGUCGCGUCCGACCUCAAUGGCCCCAUCAAGCUUCUGCCCUGGAGCGUUCACAAGUUCGUGUACGCCAUCAACUUCGUCGAUUACUUCUCCGGCGUCAUCGCCGUCUACUUCCUGGAGAAGGGCGAUUCCGCCGAAAUCCUUGGCGCAAUCCGUGCUUUCCUCCGUGACCAUGCCGAUGUCUCCUUCGACGAGCUCUCCUUCACCGACCUCGGCGGCCCGUGGCGCAACAUCAACGUUUGGGGCAUUGAAGAUCACUUGCCAACAAGCAAGACCAUCCUUCGCGAAGACGCAAGGUUGGACGCUUAG